Molecule: messenger RNA, 282 nt
Organism: Purpureocillium lilacinum
Lineage: Eukaryota; Fungi; Ascomycota; Sordariomycetes; Hypocreales; Ophiocordycipitaceae
Source: RefSeq, a predicted model, not a curated record
AUGCGCUCUACCGCCGCUCUCAGGACGUUCCAGCCGACGGCUCGGAUGAUGUUCCGGCCGUCGACCCGGAUGAUGCGCCCCGUUCCCAAGGAGGACCAGGCCGGCCACACCGUCUCCCAGCGACUCCGCAAGCUCAAGCAGAUCCCCGCCGAACUGAUUCCCCUCGCCGUUGUCGUCGGCUUCGCUGUCUUCGCCGCCGGCUACUCGAGCGUCCGGAAAUUCUUCGUCGACAAGAACCUGCGACUGUCCCGGCAGGGACCCUCUGGCCGAGCUGAGCACUAA